Messenger RNA from Fundulus heteroclitus (mummichog), 1933 nucleotides. RefSeq lists its product as uncharacterized. The transcript is spliced from 4 exons. The record is from RefSeq and is a predicted model, not a curated record. Lineage: Eukaryota; Metazoa; Chordata; Actinopteri; Cyprinodontiformes; Fundulidae. Bases 326 to 1933 code for a protein of 535 amino acids.
AGACGAGCAGAGAGGCAGCCGGUUUUUACCUGCUUCUGGACCAAUUUGCACAUGUCCUGUCAUUCACCAAAUAAAUGGAGGAUAAAAGAAGGAAAACUGCGUGGUCCUUUGAGUAAAAACCCUGUUUAUAUAAGUCUGCAUGAAUUUGUCCAUCCCUUUUUCAAGUGGGGAAGCUGCACAGAUUAACAAAGAACUUGACAGUAAAAACCGGCAUAAACUGCUGAAGAAAAAAUAAAUAAGCUAAUUAAAGGAUCUUGCUAAAGAGAAGACAGUGCUGACAUCAUUUGUUUCCCUGAUCUGUGAACAACUGAGACUGAUUCAAAAGAUGGCAGAACCAGCUGAUGGAAAGUCUGUUGAAGAACUAAAGAUGGAGAGAACGACAGCAAAGAGGUCGUUGACUCGAUUAAUCAAUAACAUAACUCGGAUGCAUGAAGAUAUGACUGAAGAGGAAUUAAAGGACAGUUUCCACAAGCUCAACAUAGAGGCUGGAAAAGUAAUGGCAGCAAAUGAUGAUCUGGAAGCAAGUCUCAUCGCAGAAGUGGAAUCCAGAUUGGGUGAAGAUGACAAAGCCGCAGUGACUGAACAGCAGAAAUCUGAUCUGGAAAAGACUGCAAAGGAAUGUGAAGCAAAAGUAAGAGAAGUCAAAUGCUUAAUCCAGGAAACCCUGUGGAGAACCUUUGGAAGGACUGAACUGUUAAUUGCACUUCAAGCAGCAGAAUCAGAAUGUGAACAUGCCGCCACCAUCAGACCAGGAGUGGAAAAGGAGGCAUAUGACUUCACUCUCAACCACCUGAAGGAACUCUUAAAGGUUGCAAAAGAAGCUCAUUCUCACUGGAAAAGAUGGAUCCCUCAUGGCAGACGGGAUGAAAUCCAAGAUCGGCUGGGAGGAUUGGAACUCAGGGUCCCCAAGCUGGUUUCCAGGACAGCAGAGUUCAUUCAUGCAAAGCUAAAAGAAGAUGAAGGAAAAGAGGAGCAAAUUGCAAUGUCCCGAAAUUAUUCCUUACCAACCAUCAAGCUAAAACCAACAUCGCUCCCAAAGUUUCUUGGGAACAAACGUGACUUUUACAGAUGGAAAAGGGACUGGGAAGCACUUCAAAAACAAGGAGAACCAACCGGUUCAAAGGAGGUGAAAAAAGCACAGCUAUUGGACAGUCUAGAUGAGAAAAUCACAAGAGACCUCCGCUUAAUCUCCUAUAGCACUCCAGAAGAUAUUUUUCAAAUCCUUGAAAACCGCUAUGGAAAUCAGACAGCUAUUGCAAUUGAAAUUGUGGAAGAGCUACAGAAAAUUCCUGCAGUUAGAGGUCACCAGCCAAGAAGAAUCGUGGAGUUGAUUCAAGCUGUUGAAAAAGCUCUUAAGGAUUUAAGUGACCUUGGAAACACCGGCGCCAUUAAAAACCCUCUGGUGACAAAGUCAAUUGAAAUGAAGCUUCCUGAAGUUUUAAAGAAGGAGUGGCUCGUUUAUGCAGCUGAUAAAAGGAAUGCUGUGGUACCAGAGAAUCGGUUUGAUCACCUCCUUGCAUUUCUGAAAGAUCAAGAAAAUAUUUAUGAGCAACUAGAGCAACUGAGAGAGGAGGAUUCAAGUAGACGAGAGACCCGAAUGGAGCAAAGACAUGCCAGAACCAAUGGGAGGAACGACAAGCAGGAUGAAGUGAAGGUAAAGACCAUGGUUCUACCAAACCAAAUGCAGGAUGAGGACAAUAAAGCACUCGGCCUGGGGUACAUUGUGGAGGAGGACAAACUUCAUGUCAUGGUCCAGGAGGACCAGAAUUUCACACAGUGGCGCUCUAGAAAUAACCUCAUCCUGAACACCAGCUCACCCAAACAGGAAGUGAUGAACUACAGGAGGUCCAAACAGACCGAGUAUGCUCCUAAUGCUGUGGACAGCAUCAGGUUCCUGGGCAUUCACAUGUCCUCGACCUCUUCUUGUCUGUGA